UUCUCCGACAGAGUGGAUUUUCCUGGGGAUUCUCCGCUCCGGCUAUUGGAGUGACAGCUGAUUACUCCGAUUUCAUAUUCGCCAUAUUUGCGUGAAGUUUUUUCAUGUGAUUGUGUUCAUUCCUUAUUUUCGGCUCCGUUCUCCUGAUUGGAAAGCUUUAGUACUUCACUUCCUGAACUUGGAAACUUAAGGGCAGUUAAACGAAAAAGGUCGACGCUCACAGGCAAAUCCAAGAAAAACUGGAACAAAAUUAUAGUUUGGAACGCAAUUCCUAAUUAUUUCAGAUUGUGAAUUGCGUUUAAAAAAAGAUCGAAAUGGACGGUGGAUUUUCUUCUUAUCACAAUGGUGGGCCAACUCCUCAGCAAGAUUUUGGGAGAUUAGCACAAACAAUAGGCACAUCGAUAUUAAAAAUUUCACAAAAUGUGUCGUCAAUGCAGAGAAUGGUCAACCAACUCGGUGGUUCUACAGAUUCUCAGGAACUUAGAAACCAACUGCAUCAAAUACAACAUUACACCCAGCAGUUGGCUAAAGACACUAAUGUCCACUUGCGAGAUUUGGCAAAUUUGGCUAGCAGUUCCGGAUCUAGUAGCCCCGGAGAACAACGGCAACGGAAAAUGCAAAAAGAGCGACUCCAGGAUGAAUUCACAACUGCACUGAACAGUUUUCAGGCAGUGCAAAGAAAUGCAGCCACGAAGGAGAAAGAGAUGGUCAGGAAGGCGAAGGCUAGUGCUGGCGUUGGUCUCUUCAACGAGAGAAAGCAGGAAACGUUGAUAGAGUUGCAAGAUAAUCGAACCCAGAAGCAAAUUCAACAACAGCAGAUACAGGAAGAGCAGAAUCUGCGAAUGCUUGAGGAACAAGAAGCCAACAUCCGUCAGCUCGAAAGCGACAUCAACGACGUGAAUCAAAUUUUCAAAGAGCUGGGUGCUCUUGUCCACGCCCAGGGUGAAAUCGUGGACUCAAUAGAAGCUUCCGUGGAGCGUACGGAAGUGUUCGUGAACGAAGGGACCCAACAACUCAGGACGGCAGCGACCUACCAGACCAAAUUGCGCAAAAAGAAAUGCAUUCUCCUGAUUAUCGGCGUUGUCGUUUUGGCCGUUUUGAUUGGAAUUAUAGCCUGGCAGAGUUCUUAAAACACAUUUUCCUAACAGUUGGUUAACCAAGCAUGUCUGCUUUGAAGGCAGCAGGCACCAGUAAUGAAAACUUCCUUGCGGUUUAGAUCGAUUUUUAAUCGCAGGAAUUGUGGCGAAUCCAUGUCAAAAUCGGAAGCUUAAAUCGUGUCGCGAAACUAUACAAGUUUUAUUUAGAACGGUGAUAAUAGAAUGCAGCUUUUCACUGAACGAGAGACGUUCCAAACGAGGGAAAGUUCUGUUUUUACAAUUUCCCAAAAGUCCAUUUGUACGAUAACUUACUCGCCAUAAAAUGUUAUUAUAUUAUAUUACAAUUAUGUAUAUUAUUAAAUCAUGUAACUUUAACUUGAUCGUAUUCUUAAUCGAUUGGGGAAAACGUAAACGAAGUGUCUUGAGACGACGAGAAUGGUUAUUGAGUGGCAAUUUAAAUUAAAUAAUUUAGUAAAUGGAAGUGUAAAAAGCAAUAGCGGGUUUGUUGAAGGCCGAUGCGAAUUGAAUUGUAAAACUAAUGUAACCGGAUAUGAAAGGGCGCUUGCGAAUGAUCUGCAAAUCAUUCUUCAUUCCUUACAAUUAGUUUAAUUGAAAGAUCAUCAAUUUUAGAGAUUUAAUUUUUGCAGUAUACUUUAUUACGUAGUGUUCACUUUAUUUAUAGAAUGUUUAUCAACAAUCGUAUGUAUUAUAACGUGUCAGAAUAGCGUUGAUUUAUUUUAAUUAAAAAAUAUAAUAAAUACUUUAUGCAAGAAAUUAUGUUAUAUUUUACAUUUAAAUAUUUUCGAAAAUGUGUUUACGGCUUUUGUAAGUUUCUGGAACUUAUGUGCCAUUAAUAGUUAAUUGUAUUGAUUGCGAAUUAUUUUGAGAACUUUGAGGUGUAAUUGACAGAUUGGUUUAAAUAUGUUUUAUUUUAUUAUAAGCUAAAUUGACGAUUGUUACUCAUAUAUUUAUAUUUAGAAAAUAUUCCAAUAAAGAGAAGGUGCAUAUUUA
Messenger RNA from Belonocnema kinseyi, 2108 nucleotides. It is a transcript of the gene Syx7, whose product is annotated as syntaxin-7-like. The record is from RefSeq and is a predicted model, not a curated record. Lineage: Eukaryota; Metazoa; Arthropoda; Insecta; Hymenoptera; Cynipidae. Bases 315 to 1130 code for a protein of 271 amino acids. Gene Ontology annotation, biological process: vesicle-mediated transport; vesicle fusion; intracellular protein transport. Gene Ontology annotation, cellular component: endomembrane system; SNARE complex; synaptic vesicle. Gene Ontology annotation, molecular function: SNARE binding; SNAP receptor activity. The transcript is spliced from 6 exons.